UUUCCAAGGAGCAGGGUAGAGGAGACUGUUGGGACAGCCGGCCUUACAGCAGCUCAUAUGCGUAACUUAGUCGUUAUUUAUUUAUUUCCAGUUUGGCAGCCUGCAUUAUGAAUUUCUUUGUUAAGGAAAUUUCUGUUUUAUUACUCUGCAACGUCGCAUAUAGCUAGCUAUUUUAUCCUGCUUGGCCUGUUGAAUUCCCUCACAGUGGAAGUAGCCAAACUGAGCGUUUCACUGUGUUAAAAUGCCUAAUGAAGUAAAGCAGAGGAAGAAGACUCAGUCUCCAAAACAAAGUGAGGAACUGUCGGAAACGUCGCCCGCAAAUGGCAAAGAUGAAGCGCAGAAAGCGAAAAGAGCAGCAGGAAACAGCGGAUCAGCCCUGGACCUCAAAAGCAUAAUAUGCUUAUUAUCGCUGGCUGCAUGUGGGGCUCUAACAUGGGUCGUGCUUCAACAGAAUGAACGAUUUUCCCAAAUAGAGGAAAAGUACAAACUUCUACAUGGGAAGACAGCGACUGUGUUCAACAUGGAGGAGGAAGUUCUUCAAGUUUCUAAAAAGCUUGCCGCCUCUGAGGACGACCUCCAGGAGGCGCUCUCCACUGUCUCCUUGGCAACGAGGCUCCAACAGGACAUCUCCACCCUCCACACUGCUGUCAUGGCAAUGCAGGCCGACGAGAACUCCGCCUCCCGGGACCUGCAGACGGUCAACGCCCACUUCCUCAACGUGACGGAGACGUGGCAGGAACGCCUGGCCGCCCUCACCUCUGACCUGGCCGCCCUGAAGGCCGAGUCACGUGAGGCUCACACCGGUGCCACUGAGAAGGUGAACGAGGCUGAACGGAGAGUCCGGUCAGUUGUCGAGAGGCUGGAGGAGCUGGAGGACAGCACCAAGAGGAAUGCCCGCGCCCUGGAGCGCACUGAGGGUGAUGACGUCAAGCGGGCGCAGGAGCAGCUGGACUGGAACACCAAGCAGAUCCACAAGCUGCAGGAGCAGGUGGACAGCCUGGCCCGCAAGGAGGCCGAGCUCAACUCCCAGCUUCAGGAGCACAUUCCCAAGGCGCAGGAGUGUGAGACGCACCUGCCAGAGGUGGAGGAGGCGGUGCGCUCCAUCCUGAGGCUGGGAGGAGAUCUGAGCGGGGCGGAGAAGAGGCUGGAGGAGGUUACGCUGCAGGUGUUUGGGACGGAGGACAGCAUGCUGAAAGUGCUCAAUGAGAUCAUUGAUAUCAGGCAGGAGCUGGACACGCUCCAGGCUCAAAACAGCAUCCUCAAGAUGAAGAAUGAGCUGUCAGUGGUUAAAGAGGCCAUCCGUGAACUCACCAUGGUGUUGAGGGGCGAUGGGGAGGACGGCCAGGAGGAGGCUGGCACUGUGGAGGCAGAAGAGACAGAGGAGGAGGAGUGGGAACCGUAUGAGGAGGAUGAGCCAUUUCAGCCUCCUCCUGAUGAUGACCUCACUGCAUGAUGUAGUGUUUUCGGUCAACCAAAGGAAAGGAGUGGCCCUGUCCUUCCAUUAGCUCAAAAAGGCCGCUGAACUUCAGUAUUAAUGUUUUGUAUAAUGUGUAUCUCAGUCUGAUGUCAUAAAAUUGUGACCAUUUAUUUGAAUGUAGCAGUCCCUGAAAUUCAGGCAUACAGGCACUAUAUUAUAUAAGUACGGGCAGAUUAAGGAAGCAGUAAAAUAUGUUAAUAGUUUGGUUAAUGUAGACUUACAUUGUUUCUUUUUGGAAUUUCUACUUUGAUUUAACAGUAGAGAGUGACAGGAACGCCAGGCUGCGGUAAGGACUCAGCCUUUGACAAGGCGGUAUGCGCCCUACCACCGGAGCUGACAGGGUGCCCCAUAUUGAUACAUACAAAAAAAAAAAUUAGUUGCAGUUUUCAGGAAAAAUUGCCUCAUAACUCUCUCUCCAUAAGAAAUCAAUCAUGGUCAUUUGCAUUGUUGUCUCUGCACCAGUUCUGCCAAAUAUAACUGUAUAACUAUUUGUCCACUGUACAUUUCACUGAAUUAUUGCCAUGUCAAUACUGAGAAAGUGGAAUAGCUUUUAUACACUGUGAUACACUCUAAAUAGUGUUUUAGUGGAGUGUUCAUUUGAUUUAAUGGUCACUAUUUGGGUUUCACUCAUCAAGUGCAUUGCAAUAAACAAGAUUUUUUAUAAAAUCA
Molecule: messenger RNA, 2146 nt
Organism: Myripristis murdjan (pinecone soldierfish)
Lineage: Eukaryota; Metazoa; Chordata; Actinopteri; Holocentriformes; Holocentridae
Gene: ikbip
Product: IKBKB interacting protein
Exons: 3
Coding region: 242-1453 (403 amino acids)
Source: RefSeq, a predicted model, not a curated record